This is a messenger RNA of Anopheles maculipalpis, 1536 nucleotides long. Its product is annotated as chromosome-associated kinesin KIF4-like. Gene Ontology annotation, molecular function: microtubule motor activity; ATP binding; microtubule binding. Bases 1 to 1536 code for a protein of 511 amino acids. NCBI's taxonomy places the organism in Eukaryota, Metazoa, Arthropoda, Insecta, Diptera, Culicidae. The record is from RefSeq and is a predicted model, not a curated record. The transcript has a single exon. Gene Ontology annotation, biological process: microtubule-based movement; mitotic spindle organization.
AUGCAUUCCGGUUCCGUGCCUGAUACCGUGCAGGUUGCUGUCCGCAUUAGGCCUUUAUCAUCGCUGGAACUAGCCAGUGGUCAUCAUAACGUGAUCGUACAGCCGAAUCCCGCAGAACCACGGCUAGUUGCACGAGGCGCCGAAGAGUUCACGUUUACCGAUGUUUUUGGUCCGACAGUGACGCAGGCAGAAGUGUACGAUCGAUCGGUACGUGGGAUCGUUCUUAAACUGCUCCAAGGCUUUAACGUAUCCAUACUGGCGUACGGGCAGACGGGAUCGGGAAAAACGUACACCAUCGGAACAUCGUUCGAUGGACGGAUUACUAACCACAGCGGAAUAUUGCCCCGUGCCCUACUGGAUAUCUUCGAUGCGGUUAAUGUUUCUCAGGAUGGGGAUAGUUGCAGCGGGAGUUACCGCGUGUUCUGUUCCUUUAUGGAGUUAUAUCAAGAGCACGUGUAUGAUCUGCUUUCCCACCGGAAUCGAUACGAGCGACUGUUGGGCAUUAGGGAAGAUGCUGAAGGUAUCAUCGUGCCAGGACUGACGGAACUAGCCGUCUCGAGUGCAGAGGAAACCUUUGGUUGGUUAAUGCAUGGAGCGAGCAGUCGUGCUACGGCCCCUACCCGUAUGAACAAGGAAUCGAACCGAAGUCACACUAUAUUUACGGUCAUUAUCCGUUCACGCCGCAAAGCGAACGCAGCAGCAAACGGUGAGCACGUAAUGAUAUCAAAGCUCCAUUUUGUCGAUCUUGCUGGGUCGGAAAGGGCAAAGAAAUCGCGGGCCAGCGGUGACCGGUUACGGGAAAGCAUUCAAAUCAACAAGGGACUGUUGGCACUCGGGAACGUCAUCUCGGCGCUUGCGUCGUCCAGUGGAACGUCUGCAUCCAAGUCAGCCCGUGCCACGUUCGUAUCGUACCGUGAUUCGAAGCUAACGCGUCUCCUACAGAAUUCGCUCGGUGGAAAUUCGAUAACACUAAUGCUGGCUUGUGUUUCGCCGGCCGAUUACAACAUUGAGGAAACGAUCAGUACUUUACGGUACGCUGACCGAGCGUUAUCGAUUCGCAACAAGCCGGCCAGAACACCUCCCGCAGCGACAAGCCAAUCGAGCAGUGUGGCCGAAGUGGAAAGACUGUCCAAAACGGUCUCAGAGCUUCGCACGGAAAACGAUCAACUAAGGCGACGGAUUGCCGCUGAACUAAAGCCAGCGAUUGAGGCCGGUUUUGCUGGUGGGAAGAAUGGUACCGGACGGCAUCUUGCCACCCAGAACCGGUUACUACACGGUCAGCUACAGUCAUCGAUCGAAGAAUCGACCCGGAACGAGCUUCGUGCAUCGAUUGCCGAGAAUGCGCUCGGCCGGUUGGAACCACUGGUUCUGCACGAAUUGCGCACCGAGUAUGACGAUCUUACUGGCACGACUACGGCUCCAUUGUCUGGGGAUGAGUUGCGAGCCAAGUGUGAAGAAAUACUUCUACGUUAUCGAACCGAGUACGAAGCGCUCAGACAGCGUCCAAAGGCGCAACAUAGAUCCACCCUUGACUAG